Apaloderma vittatum (bar-tailed trogon) is the source of this 729-nucleotide messenger RNA. Its product is annotated as stathmin domain-containing protein 1-like. NCBI's taxonomy places the organism in Eukaryota, Metazoa, Chordata, Aves, Trogoniformes, Trogonidae. The record is from RefSeq and is a predicted model, not a curated record.
AUGGGCUGCAAUAUUUCUAGCCGGGUUGCUGUCACACAGCUGUCUUCUGAGGAGCUACAGAACAACCAGGAAGCGAAAAGUCAGACUAAAAAUGACAGCAUUGCUGGAACCGAGGCUGACCCCUCACUGGGACAGGCAGCACAGCCAACGGGCACUUCAAAGGAUGGAGCCAAACUUGAAGAUGAAUCCAAUAAGAGACACUCCCCUGAGGAACUACCAGAAAGGUUUACACCUUUGUGCAGCAACACACAAUGCACAGAUGCACUGCUCACCAGUGAGUUCAUCAGUGAAUCAUGGCCCUUAUAGGAAACCAAGAGGCAAAAAUCAUCAGCCAUUCUUGAGGAGCUGAGGAUACAGGGAAUAAUCAAGAGCCAACAUACCACUAGCAGGACUGGAGAAAACAAAAGAGAUGCCCUGGAAAAGACACUGAAGAAACCACCAGCUAGGCUGGCAAAAAUCCAGUUUGGAAGCAGUGAUUUUACAGUGAAGGACAUGAAAACUUCAGUUGAAGCAAAAAAACCCAAACAGGUUUCGGAGGAGGAACUCGACAAAAUACCACAAUACAUCACAUUUUUUCCCAGCAACUGCCCCCAAACCACAGGGAAACAGAAUGAAAAGAACUGCUCGUGUUUUGAAAUAACUGCAGUAGAAGCCACAAACAGUUCUACUGAGGACUCUGCUGUUGUGUCCGAAACUUACAGCUGCAUCGACAGAACAAUCUGGAUCUAA